UACAAAUGUGAACAGAAAAAAUUUAAAGUGUGUUGAAACUUUUAAGGAAACUGCAACUAACGAUAACCAACUUAACUUUACAUACCAUCAUCAUUAUACCAACUAUACUAUGUCAACACCAUCUAAUAAAGUUGAUUUGGGUUCACUUUCACCUCAACAAUUGGUGGAAUUCAGAAAAUCAAUUGAUCAAGAGAUAAAUCAUUUCACUCAAUCGUUACAAGCUUUACAAACUGCUCAAUCUAAAUUAAAAGAUUGUGUUACAAGUGUUGAUAAUUUAGAAAAAUCAAAGAGUGAAGAUUUAUUAGUCCCUUUAACUAGUUCAUUAUAUUUACCUGGUAAAACCAUUAAAAAGAAUGAAUAUUUAGUGGAUAUAGGGACAGGUUAUUUUGUUGAAAAACUGGCUAAAGAUGCAAAACAAGUGUAUGAUUUUAAAAUAAAGAGAUUAGAUGAAGAUGCUAAAAAGUUAAAGGAUAUAUUAGUACAAAAGAAUGAAAUUUUAAAUACCGUUAAUUUAGUAUUAAGAAAGAAAAUGAUUGAAAUUGAAAGUCAACAACAAGGUCAACCUCCUCAAAAGGUUUAAUGAUGUAUUAGAAU
Messenger RNA from Scheffersomyces coipomensis, 594 nucleotides. RefSeq names its product Gim5p (gene GIM5). The record is from RefSeq and is a predicted model, not a curated record. Lineage: Eukaryota; Fungi; Ascomycota; Pichiomycetes; Serinales; Debaryomycetaceae. Bases 110 to 580 code for a protein of 156 amino acids. The transcript has a single exon. Gene Ontology annotation, biological process: RNA polymerase I assembly; protein folding; RNA polymerase II core complex assembly. Gene Ontology annotation, cellular component: prefoldin complex; cytoplasm.